Fusarium sp. VM40 is the source of this 3246-nucleotide messenger RNA. Lineage: Eukaryota; Fungi; Ascomycota; Sordariomycetes; Hypocreales; Nectriaceae. The record is from the annotation of a GenBank genome assembly.
AUGGUUGACUCUCCAGAACUAACAAUCCGUCAGGAUUUAACAGGCAACGACGACAAUCCUCGCUUUCCCGAUCUCGUUUCCGACGAUAAGCCGACCGGUCGAUACACUCCUGAUAUCCUCGCUGGUGUGUAUCGAGGCAUUCGAAAGUUGCCUUCUGUCAAGCUCUCUCGAAGCCCCUCACGACUGCAUCUAAAAAACUCAUCGAAUAGUUUGCAUUCGGCCAACUCCUCUACCUCGAGCGUCCAAGCUCCUAUCACGAGCGAAACAUCGCCUGCUCAGCAUGUUCGAAACUUGACUCUUCAAUACAGCCUGUCGAAACCUCUACCACGAUCACCGCCCUGUCAAGAUUCGGCACCCUCAAUAGAUUCAACAUCCCCCAAUCUGCCUAGUGUACCAGAGGGGGAGAUCACCUCACUAUAUUUCUCCGAGCCGUCACCUUCAACAUCGCCUCUACCGACACCACCGCCGAAGUCGGAGAGUUACCUGCACAGCAGGUCAGGUACCAUGGAAUCAAUGAAUGCCUCGCAAUCGCAGCACCCAUAUGGUGCUCACGAAACCAACAACAGCAUGAGCAGCGUGUCCAAUGCCUCGAGAUACGAUUCCCAAGAUCCCAACGAUAAUCUCAAGCCGAGAAGUACCUCAACUUCUGCUGGGCCAUCACCAAAUGUGGCACAGGGGCGGUCAAACCCCGUUGGUGGACCUUCCAAUGGACCUUCAACGCAUUUAUCUGGUUUGAUGUGCAAUGUACAUCGAACCACUGGACGUGAGCCCCAUGCUCUGGUCGGCGCUACGACCACCAUAUUGGGCGACAAACUUUACGUAUUUGGAGGACGGAUUCUGUCUAGGAGUCGCCCAGCGCCUCUGACAUCGGAUAUGUACGAGCUGGAUCUCAUCAGGCGACACUGGAGCAAGUUGGAAACGACAGGCGACGUCCCCCCACCUCGAUACUUCCACUCUAUGUGCGCUCUGGGUGACACCAAGAUGGUUUGCUACGGAGGCAUGUCACCCGCCCCUAACCAGCCACCUGGCGGCGAUCAACAACAGCCCGAGAUAACCGUUAUGUCUGAUAUUUACAUUUACGACGUCAACACCAAAGCGUGGACUUUUAUUCCGACACAAGACCCUCCACAGGGCCGGUACGCACAUUGCGCCUGUAUCCUUCCUUCUUCCGCUUCGUUCUCUUCGCACCGGGCACCUCUUUCUGCUCUCCAGCACAACCCCUCGAACGGUAACCCCAACGAGGGUCGAAUUGGCAUAAAUAUUGAUGGAUCAGGAGGCGCUGAGAUGGUGAUUGUUGGCGGUCAGGAUGGCAGGAACAACUACAUCGAACAGAUCAGUGUCUUCAACUUGCGAAGCCUUAAAUGGACCUCUACACAACCUUUGAACAAAAGCUGGGGCGCAUAUAGGAGCGUCACUGCCCCUCUACCUCCAGCGGUAGCCUCCAAACUUGGUAAACAGUCCAAUGGAAUGUACCGCAAUGAAGGAGGUAUUAGCCAGGAAGCCAGGGAGCCAGGCGCCUCGAUGCUGAUUUACUGCAACUAUAAUUUCCUGGAUGUCAAACUAGAGCUACAGAUUCGGUCGCCAGACGGUACCCUUACAGAGAGGCCAAUGUCUGGGAACUAUUCACCACCGGGAUUGCGAUUCCCGAAUGGAGGAAUUAUUGAUACCCAUUUUGUUGUUAGCGGAACGUAUCUCACCUCAUCUCGACAAGAAUACGCUUUAUGGGCUCUGGAUCUACGAACAUUGACUUGGAGUCGUAUUGAUGCUGGAGGAAGCGUCUUCAGCCAAGGGAGCUGGAACCGGGGAGUUUUGUGGAACCGUCGAAACACCUUUGUGAUAUUGGGCAACCGGAAGAGGAGUCUCGUGGAUGACUAUAAUCAUCGACGUAUCAACUUUUCCAAUGUGUGCAUGGUCGAGCUCGAAGCAUUUGGCUUUUACGACAACCCGCGCAAGACCAGUCCGCUUUCAGGUUUCAUUUCAGCGAGCAGCCCUUACGCUGGACCUGGUUUGAGUCUGGCGCGCAAAGCCGGAUACACCGCGGGCGGACGAUACCAUUCAAGGGCGAGCGAGGAGCUCGGCGAGAAGUCAUUUGCCCUACGAGAACUUGCGGAUAUGGAUAUUCUCUGCAUUGGCGGCGAGCGAGUCCCAGUCAACUCGAGAAUUGUUGGACGACGAUGGGGUCCUUACUUUGUUCAACUUCUACGCGAAGGAACAGCUACACAGGAUGGAAGCGAUGCUAUGACUCUUCGGUCUGGACUAUCUAGCAAUCCUCUGCGCGCAUCUGCUAUUACAAUCACACCAAGCUCAAGAGUUGCGGAUUCCUCGGCGUCAAUGAUCAGCACUAUAGGCUCGUCGUUAGGCUCUUCUGGUGUUCCUCCGAGCACUGCAGCUUCAAGUAUUUCAACAGGUGUCAUGGGUCACGAGGCUAACCCAACAAACAUCAACGCGGCGCCUACGCCUCACUCACUACCGCCAAAUUCACGACCCCGAUGUCUUUAUCUUCCACACACUUAUCUCACGAUUCAGGCGCUACUACACUUCUUAUACACCAGCUCUCUACCACCGCAAUCAUCCCCUCUUUGCACGCCGCAGAUUCUCUGCUCAUUGCUCCAAAUCGCCCGGCCAUACCGCAUAGAUGGACUAUUGGAGGCCGUGGUAGAGCGACUCCACUCUUUACUCGACAGUCGCAAUGCUGCAGCUGUGUUCAACGCGACAGCUAUGGCUGCAGGCGGUGGUCGAGGUAUCGAUGGAUCCCUUAACCCCAACUUCUUUGUUGGAACUUUGGAUCCUGUUGGUUCGCCUACUGCUACCUCAGACUUCUCACUGGGACACGCGUCUGGUGACAGUUUCUCGUCAGACCUUCAGACUCGAACGGAAGGUCUCAGUCUCAACACAAACGUGCAGCAAUUUAACCGACCCUCAAGUGAUGAGCUAUCUGCUACGGCAAGCCAAAGCGGAUCUGAAUGGAGUUCGUCAGAGGUUGGCGGCAGUGAGAGAGACAACUUCGUGUGGAGUGGCGAGCUGAGCAGUGUUAUUGGACUCCAAAAGCGAGGAUUGCGAGGUCUGAUGGAGGGUAGAAGGCUAAGAGAGCGUACAGGUACAACUGGCGGCAGCGGCAGCGGCAGCGGCGGCGGCGGUGGUGGUGGUGGUGGUGGUGGUGGUGGUGGCAGCAGCGGGAACGGCAUGAGCGCGAGCUACUCUGGUGGUCAAGGCCAACGUGUUGGUCUGGGGAUAGCAGGGUCAUGA